GCUCAGUAACAUCCAUGGCAAUUGGAUAUGUCCGAAUAAACUGGGACCUUUCCGGUGAACUGGCUUUGGGGAUUUUCUCUGCAAUGGACGCUGGUUCUCUCUUCCUCAUGCACUUCUCUGACAACAUCUGGGCCUGUUACGCAGGUUACCUCGCGUUCAAAGCCUGCUAUAUGCUCCUCAUAACAAUAGCCACGUUCCAGAUCGCCAUCACCCUGAGCAUGGAGCGCUACGCUCUGAUGUUUGGCUUCAACAACUUCAUUGCUCUGGUGAUCCAGACCAUUCUGACUGUUGUGGUGGUAGAUUCAAAAGGUCUGGGACUGGACAUCAGCACCCAGUUUCUCAUUUAUGGCAGCUACUUUGCAUUGAUAGCUGGAAUUUUCCUGGUCAGAAGCACAUACACCAUUAUCUCCACCAAAUGCAGAAGGACCAGUGGGGCUGGUGAAAGUGCUGGUCAUGGACACUGGGGACCAGCAACGGCUGCGAGCAGCAGCACAGCAGCUGUGCCACGUGAGCACUGA
Molecule: messenger RNA, 518 nt
Organism: Merops nubicus (carmine bee-eater)
Lineage: Eukaryota; Metazoa; Chordata; Aves; Coraciiformes; Meropidae
Product: thiamine transporter 2-like
Exons: 3
Biological process (GO): transmembrane transport; vitamin transport
Cellular component (GO): plasma membrane
Molecular function (GO): thiamine transmembrane transporter activity
Source: RefSeq, a predicted model, not a curated record